Molecule: messenger RNA, 1887 nt
Organism: Zygotorulaspora mrakii
Lineage: Eukaryota; Fungi; Ascomycota; Saccharomycetes; Saccharomycetales; Saccharomycetaceae
Gene: ESF1
Product: pre-rRNA-processing protein ESF1
Exons: 1
Coding region: 1-1887 (628 amino acids)
Biological process (GO): rRNA processing
Cellular component (GO): nucleus
Molecular function (GO): RNA binding
Source: RefSeq, a predicted model, not a curated record
AUGUCGGGGGAUCAAUCGAAAAAUGCCAGCUCUGACCCGAGAUUUGCUAAGAUUCACAGUGAUCCAAAGUUCAGAAACAUAAGACAAAAAGGCUUAAAAGUCAAAUUAGAUGACAGAUUUAGUAAAAAAGACUUGGAAAUCAAACGUACUGCUAAGGUCGACAAAUAUGGUAGAAUUCUGGAUGGAAAGGAACAGAAUAAGGACUUGAAAGAUUUCGACAAGUACUAUGAAAAGUCCGAUGAGGAGAGUGAGGAAGAUGACGAUGCUGAAAGCAAAGUUGUCAAGGUUGAUCGUGCGCGAGGAGAAGUUUCAAGUGAUGAUUACACCUCCUCUGAAUCAGAAUCCUCGAGUGAAAGUGAACUUGAAAGUGAUGUGGAAUCAGAUAUUGAGGCAGAUAGGGCACAACCCGAAUCUGGUGAAUCUUCGAAGACACUAGCGGUUGUUAAUCUCGACUGGGACAAUGUCAGGGCCGCUGAUUUAAUGAUAACUUUCUCUAGUUUCCUGCCCUCUGGUGGAAAAAUUGAAAAGAUAGCAAUUUAUCCAAGUGAAUUUGGAAAAGAAAGGAUGAAAAGGGAAGAGGUGGAAGGACCACCAAGAGAGCUCUUCACAAAAAAUAAGAAGAAAAAUAAAAGACAGUCAGUCGAAAGUUCUGAUGAUAGCGAUUCUGACGUUGAUAUCAAAGAUUUGUACGAGGAAGGGGAUGUUGAUGAGGCGGUUGAUAAGCGUGCUCUCCGCCAGUAUCAAUUAGAAAGGUUGAGAUACUAUUAUGCAAUCGUCUACUGUAACAAUAUCUCUAGUGCGCAAAAUAUUUAUAGCAAUUGUGAUGGGACUGAGUAUGAAUCUACAGCAAACAUUUUUGAUAUAAGAUAUGUUCCUGAUGGAAUGGCAUUUGACGAUGAACCUAAAGAUCGAUGUGAAAAGCUACCAAAAAACUAUCAACCCCUGCAAUUCAGUACCGAUGCCUUACAACACUCGAACGUUAAAUUAACCUGGGAUGAAACACCGGCAGAUAGAGUUAAUGUUGCGAAGAAGGCUUUUACACAGAAGGAAAUUGAAGAUAUGGAUUUCAAAGCAUAUUUGGCAUCAGAUUCAGAUGAGUCUGAAGAAGAGAACAAUGAGGCAACAAAAAACAAGUUAAAAUCGUUAGUUGGCAUUUCCUCUGGUUUUGAUGAUUUUGGUAAAGGUCGUGACAAUGAGAAUGAAGAUGAUGCAGGUGAAGUCGAUAUGGAAAUAACUUUCACCCCCGGGCUGGAUGAUGAUAGCAGGAAAAACAAUGAGAGUGUAGACCAAGAGGAAACUACGAUAGAAAAAGUAAGACGUAAAGAGAAGGAACGUCGUAAAUUGAGAAAACAAAAAUUGAAGGAGCUAAAGAAGACAUCCGAACAAGAAAAGAGAGACAAACUGAAAUCGUUGAAAGGCAAAAAACAUGAACACAUAGGAGACUCUGAAAAAGAAAAUUCGAAGUCUAGAGCUGAACUAGAGCUUUUGAUGAUGGAAGAUGACGAUGACACGGAAAAAUCUAUAAACAAGAAAGCACAUUUCAACCUGAAUGAGAUCGUAAGGUCAGAGAAGGAAAAAUCCAAAAAAGGUAAAUAUCAAGAUACAAAUAAAAUCGUGGAAGAUACUUUUGAGCCAAACUUGGAUGAUGAUAGAUUUAAAGAGAUGUUCGAGGGCCACGACUUUGCAAUCGAUCCUUCUCAACCGGAAUUUAGAGAAACAAAUGCCAUGAAACAAAUUUUGAAGGAACGUACCAAGCGCUCUCAUGAUAAAAAUUCGAAGAAAAGACAAUCACCUUCAAGUGGUGGUGCUGAUAAUGAAAAUGGUACUAUUGCUAGUAUUGUUUCAAAAUUAAAGCAUAAAGCAGGCAAGAAAAAGGCUAGGCGAUAG